GCAAGCGCUGAGGAACCGAGCAUCGAUGUUACCGAUGCCGCCGUAACCUACACUAUGCAGGUUGGUGUUGGCUCCCCUGCCACUGACUACACACUUCUGAUUGACACAGGAAGUUCCAACACCUGGGUCGGUGCAGACAAGAAGUAUAAGAAGACAUCAACGUCGAAAGAUAGUGGUAGAACAAUUCAAGUGUCGUAUGGUUCAGGCUCCUUCAGUGGUGAGGAGUUCACGGACCAGGUCACCCUUGGCGGUGAACUCGUGAUCAAGAACCAGGGUAUUGGCGUGUCCUCUCAGGCACAGGGAUUCAACGACGUAGAUGGGAUUCUCGGUAUUGGCCCGACUGAUUUGACGGACGGCACGGUUAAAGGUGGACAAGUUGUGCCGACCGUGACAGACAAUCUCUUCAAACAAGGCACGAUUCCGACAGAAUCCGUUGGUAUUAGCUAUGUCCCUACGACUGGUUCAGAUGGUUCUGCCUCCGGCAUGCUGAACGGCGAGCUAACCUUCGGCGGUACUGAUUCGUCCAAAAUCACGGGCGAGAUUACCUACGUACCGAUCACAUCAACAAGCCCUGCUAGCAAUUACUGGGGAAUUGAUCAAUCCAUCACGUAUGGAAACUCGGGUACUCAAAUCCUUGAUACAACAGCAGGAAUAGUGGACACCGGAACGACACUCCUCUACCUUGCGUCUGAUGCCUUCUCGGCAUAUCAGCGUGCAACUGGCGCUACCAUGGACCAAGCAACAGGUCUCCUCAAGCUCUCAAGCAGCGAGUUCAACAAUCUGCAAAGCCUAUUCUUCCAGAUCGGUGGAACCACAUUCGAGAUGACUCCUAACGCACAGAUCUGGCCACGAUCGCUGAAUAGCACCCUUGGUGGUGACGACAAUUCGAUUUAUCUCGUCGCUGCCGAUAACGGCACAAACAGCGGACAAGGCCUUGACUUCAUCAAUGGCUUCGUGUGGCUGCAACGCUUUUACACUGUAUUCGACACUACCAAUUCACGUGUUGGUGUUGCUAACACUCAGUUCACGGACGCCGAAACCAACUAG
Messenger RNA from Fomitiporia mediterranea MF3/22, 1047 nucleotides. RefSeq names its product acid protease. NCBI's taxonomy places the organism in Eukaryota, Fungi, Basidiomycota, Agaricomycetes, Hymenochaetales, Hymenochaetaceae. Gene Ontology annotation, biological process: proteolysis. The transcript has 6 exons. The coding region runs from base 55 to 1047 and encodes 330 amino acids. Gene Ontology annotation, molecular function: aspartic-type endopeptidase activity. The record is from RefSeq and is a predicted model, not a curated record.